AUGACUUCUCCACCAAUAAUAGAUCCACAACAAGGAUUUAAUAAUUGGAAAAAGUUAAAUCCUAAAAUACCUGACCAUGAGAAUAAAAUUAAUAAUGAAAAGGAAAAAUGGAAACAUAUUUUGAAAGUCGUGGUUGACUGUGUUAGAUUUUGUUGCGUAAACAAUUUAGCUUUGAGAGGAUCUAAUUGUGAUAUAGGAAAACCUGGCUGUGGAAUAUUCUUAAAUUUAAUUGGUCUAAUUAGCAAAUAUGAUUCUGUUUUAUCAAGUCACUUAAAACAUAAGGGGCAAAUCACAUAUUUAUCAAAUAAAAUCCAAAAUGAAUUUAUAAAUUUACUCGGUUCAAAAGUACGAAAUGAAAUCAUUCAGAGGAUAAAAAAUUCAAAAUACUUUUCUAUUAUUUUUGAUUCCACCCCGGAUGUUUCUCGUAAAGAUCAACUCUGUGAAAUUAUAAGAUAUGUUAGAGAAGUUAAUAACGAGUUUGUCAUUGAAGAAAGUUUCGUAGAUUUUAUUUAUACCAAUGAAAAGACUGGACUUGGAAUAGCUUCUGAUGUAUUACAAAAGUUGGAGAAAGAUGGACUUAGUUUUAAGAAUUGUCGUGGACAGGGCUAUGAUAACGGCGCAAACAUGGCGGGAAAAUAUCGAGGUGUACAAGCUCGAUUAAAAGAGAUAAAUGAACAUGCUCAGUUUGUCCCAUGUGCUGCAAACAGCCUUAAUUUAAUCGGCGUACAUGCUGCUAGUGUAUCAGUAAAAAUGAUUUCGUUUUUCGGUAUUAUACAAAAUAUAUUUAACUAUUUUUCUGAAUCAACAAGUCGCUGGGAAGUACUAAUGCGGUGUUUGAAAAUAACAUUCAAAACGCACAAUGACACACGCUGGGCAUCUAAGUAUGAUGCAGUUCAUUCGUUGUAUUGUCAAUUUGGCGGUGUGAUAAAAGCUUUACGUGACAUAUCUACCAAUCCAAUUUUUGGCGAUGGGUUGCUAAUGCAGAAAGCUUCAAAAAUGAUAAAUUGUUUAAAUGUUUCUCUCCAAGAAAUGCGUGAUAGUGGAAAUGAACAAAUUAAAACUGAAGCUAUUAGUAUUUGUGAUAAAGUUGGAAUAAAAUCUGAAUUAAAAAUCAAAAGGACAAUAAAAAGGAAAUUUAUGAGUGGAGAAAAUUCAUCGGGUGAAGAUAUUUCUGCAGAUCAAUUUUUAACAUUGGAAUACUACAAAGUUCUUGAUAAUAUGAUGACUCAAAUAAAAUGGAGGUUUGAACAAUUAUCAAAUAUUGCUGAUGACUUUCAAUUCCUUUCUGCUCAUUCACUAUCUGUUACACCAGUUGAAAAAUUGAAAAAAUAUGCAGCUGAUUUAGCUAUCAAAUACAACGAAGAUAUUGACCAGGAAAUAAUUAACGAAAUCGAAUUUUUUAAAUAUCAAGUAAAAGCAAUUUUACCAGACUUAAAAGCAACUGCUUUAAAUAUUUUAAACGCAAUUAAAAAAUAUGAACUUGAUUCAACUUGUCCAAACUUAAUGACUGCAUAUAGAUUGUUUCUUACCAUGCCUGUUAAAAUGUUAUAA
Molecule: messenger RNA, 1551 nt
Organism: Myzus persicae (green peach aphid)
Lineage: Eukaryota; Metazoa; Arthropoda; Insecta; Hemiptera; Aphididae
Exons: 3
Coding region: 1-1551 (516 amino acids)
Source: RefSeq, a predicted model, not a curated record